UCUUCGUUCGGUCUUUGAUGCAGCUUCCAUAUUUGUUGCUUGCCUCACGCAGUCGCUUGUCCAUUGCAACACCUGAUAUUGUUGUCGUCCUCACCCGUUCAAUCAGCAUUGUUGUACGCCCGGGCCAUCUAGGCUGCAGCCUUGUGGUGGUAAACACAAUGGCGUCCACGAGCAGACGACGCGGACCCGCGGCAUACCCACCCUUCGAGCCUCUUCCUGAUUGGAAACAAGAGGACUUGAAGCGUUCACAUGCAGUUUGGCAGUGGGUGGUUAAAGGUCAGGAGUGGGGUGUGGUGGGGGGUGGAAACUUCCUCAUGCGUUGUCGCCUAUGCGACGAGGUGUUUCCCGGUUCACGAUCGAGGGCAGUGGAUCACUUCACGAAAACGAAGGCGCAUUGCCCUCGACGGACGACUGAGAUACUGUGGCGCUUGCAGCGCCACGGAGCACAACUUUGGGACGCUAUGUCGCGGAGGUUGGUCGCGGAGUAUGCAGAUGCGAUGGAGGAGGAGCUGGCCGUGGAGGAUCUGGUUGGACGUGGCACUGCUGCCCCUGCUGAUGCGUCCGCCACGCAGACACGAACCGAUGGAGGAGAGGACGGGAGAGGUGCCGCAGGGCCAGAUGUCUUGCCAGAGAUGCCGCGGAUGAUGUUCGUGAGCGUUUGCGAGCGCUCGUCGAAUGAUCUCGCUCGUUUGUUGGCACUUGCAAUGUACCGCGGCGGCGUGCCGUUCAACUGGCUACGGCUGAAGGAGACGCAAAAGUAUUGGGACUACAUUGUCACACUCCUGCGGCCAUCCAUCGUACUAGCGCCACGCCUGCUCUCGUACGAGGGAGUGAGGGCGAGGAUGAUGGAUAUUAUAUACCACGAGGUUGCAACACUCAUCGCCCCCAAGAAGGCAAAGUGGAAGGACACCGGUUGCACCUUGAUGACUGAUGGUGCCACUGACCAGCGCAACAAGCCAAUAAUGAACUUCAUCGCAGCAGGCCAGUCAGGGCCAAUCCUUAUCCGCACCAUCGAUAUGUCGGCACGAGACAAGACAGGCGUGAGUUUGGCAAAGAUAUGGGAGGGGGUGAUACGAGAUGACAUAGGGGUGGAGAAUGUGAAGGCCAUCUGCACAGACAACGCGGAGGUUAUGAAGGCGGCAACGAGUAUUCUACAGGACCACCCAGACCCUGCCAUCGCACGGAUCCCUUGGAUCCCUUGCGCGGCGCAUUGCUUGAGCUUGCUGCUUAGAGACAUCGCGACACAGCCAUGGGCCGCUGAAGUGAUGAAGAGAGCGCAUAAGAUCAUCAAGUUCAUGCGGAACAAGCAAAAGGCACUCCAUAUUCAUCGAACCGCGAAAGGGGCCUUGGACCUGACACGCCCGGCUGACACUCGGUUCGGGACUGCAUAUAUGAUGCUGGAGAGGCUAUAUGAGCAGAGGAUGGUACUUGAUGGGGUCGUGUCCUCUGAUCAGUGGAGAGAUGCACGAUGGGCAGGAGACGCGCGUGUGGACGAGCCGGAGGUACGCAGACUUUGCAGAUCGGACUGGUGGUGGCAGCAGGUCAAGAAAGUGAUGGACGUGAUGGAGCCCUGCUACACCUUCUUGAGGGCCAUGGACUUCGAUGGUUCAUCACCCCCAGGGUUGUGGGAUUUGGAGUCCAUCUUGUGGAGGAAGAUUGAUGUAUUGGGCCUGUGGGAGGAUGAGAGGAAGGUGGUCUUCGACAUUGUGGCAGACAGAUGUGCGAUGAUGCGGCAGCCGGCACACGCAGCAGCUUACUUGUUGGAUCCUCGUCGACGUGACAUCUCUUUGUUGUCUAAUCGCAGCUCACCCGUCGUGCAAAGUACACUUGAUCAUUUCUCUUGUAUGUUGGGUGGAGGUUGGGAGUCAAAGGCGCUGGGAGACUUGUGGGAGGAUUUAUGGACCUUCCAAUGUGAUGAUCCUCGGUAUUGGCCGGUGGACGGUCCUCAUUGGUGGGACGAGGUUGUUCUUCUCAGCGCUAGCAGGAGGCCUGAGAGUCGCUACAUCGACGUGUGGGCCGACAUGGUUGAGGAUCCCCCCGAGGAGGUGGACGGUGGAGAUGUCUUGCCUGUCGAUGCGGAUGAGGAGGAGUGGGAGGCAGCCGCUCGAGCGAACCGUCAUAAGGACGGUCGUGAUCGCAUCACGUCUGCAUCUCGCUAUGCCGGCGAUCAUGGGCGGAUGCUGUGUGGAUGCAUCAGGACGGAAGACACCAACACGGUGGAGCAGGUGGCAGAGCAGGUCGCUGAUCAUCCGAGGGCGACACAAACUGUGGUGCAAACAGUGCAUCAAAGGGUGGACUGCGCCGUCGAUGACACAGUUCAAGAAAGGCGAGAGGAGGGUGCACGAUCUACGUUGGAGAAGAGUGUUCAGCAAACGGUCGGGGACGGUGCAUACCACAGAGCGGGUCGGAGUGUGGAGCCGAGGGUUGGGGAUGCCGUUACACCAACGGUGGAGCAGAGGGCCGAGCAGAGACGGGGAGACAGGGUGGAGGCAUUGGUGGAGCAGAGGACAGAGCAAAGGGCACACAUGUCUAGAGAUUGUAGAGUGGAGCAGAGGGCUGAGCAGAGGUUCGACGUCAGGGUGGACGUCUGUGUGGAUCAACGAUUGGGCCACGAGAGGGUGGCUGAAAGGGUGGGUGAGAGCGUGCUGCAUGAUGUGGGUGGUGUGAUGACGGAGGAGAGGACUAAGGAGAGGGGCAGGGUUAACCCGCAAGAGAGCGUUACACCAGAGACCACAUUGAGUCGAGGCUCUUUCUAUGGGAUUCCCCCGUUGCCCCCUCGUGGUGCACAAUCCUCUAUACGGGUUGAUGUUGGCGCACAUGUCGGGGAGCCACCACAGCGCCAGCGAGAAGGGGAGAUGGCCUCUAGUGGAGGCAGGGGCGCAUUGGACACCGUGUCCAGUCAUGAAAGGCAGGGUGGGAUACACAGCUCCAUCUUGACGAGUCGUUCACCAUCGUCGGAGAGUCUAGCACGCAUGCCCCACCAACCUCCUCCUUGUUCUGUGCAGUCACCCGGGCCAUGUAGGCUGAGUCAAGGCUCCAGUCUUGUUAGGUUUCGUGGGACGUUUAACACUCCCGGGACUGGCACUCGUGCGAUCAGUCCACUGGGCAUGCCCCCGCUUCCUGCACGACAACCGUCUGUUAUCAUUGACGAUACAAAGACGAGUCGUGCCGGCAGGAAGAGGAAAUUGAGGGGGGAUGAGGCAGGUGGUGAGCCAGCUGCCAGACGAUCGAAAGUCAGUACUGGUCGCCCUCAAGGCCGCCCACGUGGGUCAGGCAAAGGCCGCGCACAGUGCCGGCAGUCAUGGGCGCUGAGUGCAUUAGCAGAUGUGGAUACGGAGACUCCCGAUGUUUCGGAGCGGUUGCCUGUUGGACGUGGCAUUGCCAGCGGUGUGUGCACAAGGUCUCAGGGAGGUGACGGAGAGAGACGAAAAGUCUCUUCUAGAGUGCUCGACGACGAUCCUGACGACAAUGAUGAUGGCAACACCUCGGAUGAGAUGUCUGGUAGUGACUAUGCCGAGGAGGCUCGUCUGACAGGUGGAGAUUGUGGUGGAGAUGGGGAUGGCUCUCACGACACCGAGGAUGACGCGGAGUAGCGAGAUGUGCUUCAUUUUGUGUGUCGAUCUGCGUGUGCCUGUCUU
Molecule: messenger RNA, 3638 nt
Organism: Chara braunii
Lineage: Eukaryota; Viridiplantae; Streptophyta; Charophyceae; Charales; Characeae
Source: the annotation of a GenBank genome assembly